Molecule: messenger RNA, 1050 nt
Organism: Microsporum canis CBS 113480
Lineage: Eukaryota; Fungi; Ascomycota; Eurotiomycetes; Onygenales; Arthrodermataceae
Product: OmtA
Exons: 5
Coding region: 1-1050 (349 amino acids)
Molecular function (GO): O-methyltransferase activity
Source: RefSeq, a predicted model, not a curated record
AUGUCUACCAUAUACCCACCAGACGCGGAUACGCUCCUUGCCAUGUCAAACAGCAUUGCUGAGCAAGUUCGCAAAUAUACGGAUAUGCAGCGGGCUUGCAACGGCAGUUCUAGUGACUUUUUCCCCCAACAAGGACAAAAGCUACAGGGGCAAGCUGAGGCGGUAGCGCGAGAAUGUAGUAAACUUCAGGCUCUCAUCUCAGAGCCCAAGGGCUGGAUGGUGCAAGCCGCCUGGUCAUACUGCGAUAGCGUUGCUCUUUCAACCGUCAUCGAAAUGGGUAUCCCAACGCUCAUUCAACCGGGUGGGAAAGGGGUAACUUUGUCUUAUCUCGCUGGCUGUACCAACGCAUCACCCACUCUGAUCAAGAGAAUCAUGAGAAUAUGCCUAAACAGAGUUGAUGAUGGCUUGCUCUGUGGCGCCUAUUUUUCUCGCACCGCUUGUCAGGCUGGCUUUAAAAUAUCAGACAAUCCUACAGAAGCUGCAUUUGGGAUGGCAUUUCAGACCAAACUUCCUCUGUACGAGUACUACCACACCGUUGACACCGAGCGCGGCCAGCGCUUCUCACGGGCCAUGGCGGGCCACUACGAUGGGCCCCUGGACAUGCCGAUCGAGUUAAUCUACCCAUUUGAUUAUCUCGCGGGCGGGUCAACGCUUGUUGAUGUUGGAGGUGGCAAUGGCCAGAACGCGAUCCGCCUGGUCAUCUUGUAUCCCCAGCUCUCCGCCGUUGUCCAGGACCACGUCAGUGUCAUAUCCAUGGCUGAAAACACGGUCAAGGAAAAAUAUGACGAGAAAAUAGCGGGUCGAGUUACCUGGGAGGCGCAUGACUACUACGCCCAGCAGCCUCGGAAGGGAGCCGAUGUCUACCUAUUGAGCCACGUCUUGAUGGAUAACAAUGACGACCUCAAUAUUCAUUCCCGCAGCGAGGCAGAGUUGGACAAUCUAAUUGACCGUGCUGCUGGCGACCUGGGUUUAGCGAGACACAAGACAUGGCAAGGAAAAGGAGGAUCAGCGGUGCUCGAGCUCCGCCUCCAGUCCACUUGUGGCCCAUAA